AAAUUUCUUUCGGAUAUAAUUAAAUUUUUAUUAUUCUUAUUGUUAUUUUAUUAUUAUUAUUUUAUUGUCUGUAAGUGUAAAGUGUACUGUUAGCAAUUGCUAAAUGGAGGAAAAAACAAAAUUGUUUAGAGUAGUUGAGUUUAUCAACUACUCUACGAAGGAAAAAAGAAGUGCCGACAUCGUUUGCACAACCCACAUUAGGUCGGAUCCAGAUCGGGGUUUGGUGGCGAAAUUCAUGGAUGGACCAUCAUAUAGUCAAGAAGAUUCCAGGCUAAUUCGUGACAUAGUCAAAAAUAAGAUGACUGCACCAGAAAGUUGGCCUGAGUUCGAAAUCAAAAUUCUCGCGAAGACAGAAACUUAUAAAGAAGCUCUAAAGGAGCUUAAUAAUUUAGACAAAAAGGAAUUUGUAUGCACGACUGACUCAGAAGAAAUGCUUGUGGAAAAUACAAUCCAAGCAACAAACGAUGAACCAAAUCAUGAUAAUGAUAUUAACGAUUUAUUUCAAGUACCAGGAUUAAAUUUGGAUGACAUUAAUAAGUCCUCGGACACAAAUGCACACAUUAAUGCAUCUGGAUCAGCUACUAUUGAUAAUAGUAGGAAUCAUAAGCGAAAGCAAAUAGCAGCCGACGAUUUAUCCUUUCACGAAGCAAAAAAAAAGUAUAAGGCUGCUGUUAACCUUGAGGAGAAAGUUGACAUGCUGUUUGAACGUUUGCUUGAAUUGAGGGAGGAUUUACAUUAUUUGAAAAAUGAUAUCAAAGAUAUCAAAAAAAAUAAUGUUCAAACUGCUCUUUGCCAAGAAACAAUGGCGGAAAAUUUAGCCGAAUUUGGUGUAAAUCUCCCAUUGACAAAAAUGAAGCAUUUCGACAAAUUAGAGUCCCUUCUACCUGAUAAUGUACAGUUGCAACACUCUCUAAAAUCGGCCCUGCUAUUCAGCGUACAUUUAACAGGAGAUUUGAAAAAAAUGGUCCGGCAAAUUCUAUCAGCUUUGCUUAGUCGCAGGGUGGCGAUGAAAUUCACCGCUAUGAAACCAAAGCCGAAUAAAAGAGUACUUCAGGGAACGAAUUGCUACAAGAUCAUUGAAGGCCUCAUUCCUUUCAAAUCAACGGCAGGAAAAGAAAAGUAUUCAAAGCCAGAAAUAUUGAAUGCGGUGGGAUACGUACUGACCCGUUCCUACGAUUGGGGCAACGGCAGGAACGAGAGGAGAAAAAAAAAGGAAAAUGCUGCCCCUGAGGAAUGACAACAUUAUUCUUUUUUUUUGUUUGCGUAUUUUUAUUAAUCAUUUUUAUUCUUAUUAAGUAAUUAAAUUUUUUUAUUAC
Messenger RNA from Leptopilina heterotoma, 1316 nucleotides. RefSeq lists its product as uncharacterized. The coding region runs from base 104 to 1237 and encodes 377 amino acids. The transcript has 7 exons. The record is from RefSeq and is a predicted model, not a curated record. NCBI's taxonomy places the organism in Eukaryota, Metazoa, Arthropoda, Insecta, Hymenoptera, Figitidae.